UGCGGGCUUGUAGUAUAAGACGACACAACUUUUCUCAUCCCAUUUCCCUCUCGUGUCUCGGACACUAAAAUCAAAAACCCUAACCUCUCUCAACCUUUCACGGCAACGCCACCGAUUCCAAUCCCCACUCAUCGAAGAAAAAAUGAGUAGACGCUCGAGCAGAACUGUAUACGUUGGAAAUCUACCUGGUGAUAUCCGUGAAAGAGAAGUUGAAGAUUUGUUUCUGAAGUAUGGACACAUAACUCACAUAGAUCUAAAGGUUCCACCAACCCCUGGCUACGCAUUUGUAGAGUUUGAAGAUGCUCAAGACGCUGAGGAUGCAAUACGUGGACGUGAUGGCUAUGAUUUUGAUGGGCACCGGUUACGGGUGGAGCCUGCCCAUGGUGGACGUGGUCAUUCAUCCUCAAGAGAUCGGCACAGCAGUCACAGCAAUGGACGGGCUGGACGUGGGGUGUCCAGGCGCUCUGAAUAUCGUGUUCUAGUCACAGGAUUGCCCUCUUCAGCAUCCUGGCAGGAUCUUAAGGAUCACAUGCGCAAGGCAGGAGAUGUUUGCUUUUCCCAGGUCUUUCAUGAUGGAAGGGGUACUACUGGUAUUGUGGAUUACACAAAUUAUGAUGAUAUGAAAUAUGCUAUCAAGAAGCUUGAUGAUUCUGAGUUUCGAAAUGCAUUUUCCAAGGGUUAUGUUCGAGUGAGGGAAUAUGAUUCAAGGCGGGACUCGUCUAGAAGUCCUAGCCGUGGCCCAUCUCAUUCUAGAGGAAGAAGCUAUAGCCGCAGCCGCAGCCGCAGCCGUAGUUACAGUCGAGACCGGAGCCAAAGCAAAUCUCCUAAGGGUAAAUCUUCACAGCGUUCACCUGCUAAAUCUCCAUCAAGAUCUCCUGCCCGUUCUCGUUCAAGAUCAAAGUCUCGUUCGUUGUCAGGAUCACGGUCCAGGUCCAGAUCUCCAUUGCCCUCUCGUAAUAAAAGUCCCAAAAGGCGCAGUGCUAGCAGGAGUCCGAGUAGGAGCAGAAGCAGGAGUAAAAGUUUGUCUCGGUGAGCUCUGAUUGUUGCAAUCGAUGAAGUUAUGGACGUGGUGAGUGCUACCACCAAGUUUUCUAGUAAAAUUGACAUUAGCCAUGAAAAACACUUAUUUGAUUUUAUGUUUGAUAUUGGACUUGAGACUUCUACCUAUUGGCGACCUAGUUUUAAAUACUGAGGAUUUGACAGACCUUAGAUUUCUGUAAUAGACCUGUUACAUUGUUAUUAUUUGGUUUGAGUAACUUAGACGAUGACUUAUAUUGCAAGAACUCUGCAUAAUUUAUAUGUUUGAUUGUUUUCUUGUA
Vigna unguiculata (cowpea) is the source of this 1319-nucleotide messenger RNA. Its product is annotated as serine/arginine-rich splicing factor SR30-like. Gene Ontology annotation, cellular component: nucleus; cytoplasm. NCBI's taxonomy places the organism in Eukaryota, Viridiplantae, Streptophyta, Magnoliopsida, Fabales, Fabaceae. Gene Ontology annotation, molecular function: mRNA binding. The record is from RefSeq and is a predicted model, not a curated record.